Molecule: messenger RNA, 2244 nt
Organism: Haliotis rubra (blacklip abalone)
Lineage: Eukaryota; Metazoa; Mollusca; Gastropoda; Lepetellida; Haliotidae
Product: serine racemase-like
Exons: 9
Coding region: 18-998 (326 amino acids)
Biological process (GO): L-serine metabolic process; pyruvate biosynthetic process; D-serine biosynthetic process
Molecular function (GO): ATP binding; L-serine ammonia-lyase activity; magnesium ion binding
Source: RefSeq, a predicted model, not a curated record
UGUCCUAGACAGGUGCGAUGGCAGCUACAAUACCUGUGAAACUUUCUGAUAUUUUAAGAGCUCAUCAACGAAUAGCAGGGAGUAUACACAAGACACCUGUUUUCACAAGUUCUACAGCUGACAGCAUAACUGGAAGAAAACUGUUCUUCAAAGCAGAAAAUUUGCAGAAAACUGGGUCAUUCAAAGCCCGGGGUGCACUUAAUUCAAUAUUGAGUUUGAAAGAAAACAAACCAUCUUUCUCUGGUGUGGUGACCCACAGUAGCGGGAACCACGGCCAGGCUGUGGCAUGGGCUGCGGGCGUGGCAGGGGUCCCCAGUGCGGUGGUUGUCCCUGAAUAUGCCCCAGCAGUCAAGAAGGCGGCAAUAGAGGGAUAUGGUGCUGAACUGGUCACAUGUGGCUCACAGCCAUCUGACAGGGAGACGGUUUGCCAGAAAGUGAUUGCGGAAAAAGGCUACGAGUUUGUGUCUCCAUACGACCACUACGAUGUUAUAGCUGGGCAGGGUACAAUAGCGGUAGAGUUGUUGGAGCAGGUGCCAGAGCUGGACGCCAUCUUCGUGCCGAUCAGUGGUGGCGGAAUGUCGUCAGGCAUCGCCAUAGCAGCCAAGGCCAUCAAGCCAGAGAUCAAAGUAUUUCUUGUAGAACCCAAAGGAAAAAUGAUGGAAGAAUGCCUUAAGGCUGGGGAGCGUCUAUGGCCGAAUCCCCCUCAAUAUCUGGAUACCAUUGCUGAUGGAAUUCGUCUACAGCAGGCGGGGAAAAACACUUUCCCCAUUCUUUGUCAGCUGGCUGAGAAAGAGGUGUUUACUCAGACAAAUGAAGAAAUGAAGGAAGGAAUGAAGUUUGUCUUCCAGAAAAUGAAGCUUGUAAUUGAGGCGGCCUCUGGGGCAGCUGUAGCUGCAGCAUUCUCACAGCGACUACGGAACAUGGACGACAACCUGAGAAACAUCGGUGUAAUUCUGUGUGGAGGAAACACUGAUAUUGAGAAACUCCCCUGGUACUGAGGGACCAUAUCAAAACCUGCCUCUGCAUUUCAUCCAUGUGGACUGUAGCUCCAUGUCAAUGUGGUUGAUUGAAGAAUUAUUUUACACACACUGUACUCAGCUCAGAACCAUCCUUAAAGUUGGAUAGCAGGGACUGUCUUGUUUUCAAAUAUAUGGAAAUUGACUACAUUAAUUUAGGAUUGAUUUAAGGGAGCAUGAAUACGAUGGUAUGAAUUGUCAACCUUUUUAAUAUUUGAGAUUUGCUCAGAUGAAAUUAACUUGCUGAUAAUUAUGAUAUCAUAUUUAAUUGUGUUUAUUACUUAAGGAUCUUAUACUAUGCAGUUUACAAAUGUAUGUUUCAUGUGUAUUUGUUGGUAAUCAGUGGUUGUUCAUGGUGCUAGUUAGGUUUCAGGGUCCCCUUGUUUGAGUGAGUGAGUUAGUGAAGCUACCUUCAGAAAAUAGUCUCAAAAUAUUGCUCGUCAGUUGGGCUAUCAGUUACUAGCCAAUUUCUUAUUUCAAUGGCAAGUGAAGGAUGGAGAGUGGGUGAGAGGAUGGUGUGUGAAUGUGUGAGUGAGUGAAUGUGUGAAUGAGUGAGUGAGUGAGUGAAGGACUGAGGGGUAGAGGAGGAAGCAUGGGGAGGUUGUGCGGGUUUGGAUCUUACUAUGAUUAUUCUAGCAAUACCAUUUGUGCAAUGUGAUUUCUUAAUGGCAUUAUUUUGUGCUCACUGUUAUGUCAGAUUUUAAAUACAUUUAAUAACUGUGACUCAUGAUGCAGUGACACCUUGCAAUCUUUACAAGAAUGCAGUUUAGAUCAACAUGCUUACAAGGCAGAUUAGCUUAAGAUAGCACAUUAUGAAUCAUUAUCUGACUUUGUUGACUUAUCUACUGUUGAAGGCUGAACAUUCAUCUUUGAUGUUAUAAUUAACAUAUAUUUCCAAAUUAAUACAAUAUGUAUGGAGGAGAGAAUAAUGUUCCCAGUUCCCAUGCUAACAAUACCUUGAUUGGUCUUGUUUCCAUAGCAACCGAAAUGAAGCUGCCACUGCAGCAUUGACUUGAAAAUGGUUAAACAGCAAAAGAAGAGUGUUUCUAUAGUAACAAAGCCAGAAUUUAUCAUAUUAGACUGGCUCAGUCCUUUCAGACAAGAUGUCAAAAUGAAACAUUAGCACAAAUACUCUUUAUACUGUUAUACAGUUUACAGUUAUGUGAUUCAAAUAAACUUUUAUCUCUAUACAAUAUAUAUUCAAGAUGAAAAUAAAGAGUUUACACAU